Aplysia californica (California sea hare) is the source of this 3407-nucleotide messenger RNA. Its product is annotated as inhibitor of growth protein 5. The transcript has 7 exons. The record is from RefSeq and is a predicted model, not a curated record. Lineage: Eukaryota; Metazoa; Mollusca; Gastropoda; Aplysiida; Aplysiidae. Gene Ontology annotation, biological process: regulation of DNA-templated transcription. The coding region runs from base 22 to 762 and encodes 246 amino acids.
AUAGAAGUAGAAGCUGCGAAAAUGGCGAAGGCAAUGUAUUUGGAACAUUAUUUGGACAGUCUGGAGUCGCUCCCUGCAGAAAUGCAAAGGAAUUUUAAUCUGAUGCGAGAUUUGGAUCAAAAGUCUCAAGAUCUGAUGAAGAAAAUUGAUAAAGCUGCCACGGAUUACCUGAACAAAGUUCGACACAUGUCACCGGAGAAAAGAACCAAUCAACUGAACCAAAUUGAGUCCAUGUUCAGCAAAAGUCGAGAGUUUGGCGACGGAAAAGUCUCACUGGCCAUGCAGACUUAUGAGAUGGUGGACAAACACAUCCGCAAACUAGACGCGGAGCUGGCACGCUUUGAGGCGGACAUCAAGGACAAAAGUAGCGGCCGGCAGAAGGAGACGGCGGAGGGGAAGGCAGCGGCCAAGAAAAAGGGGGAAAAGGACAAGAAAAGGAGGAAAAACAACAAAGAGGAGUUUGAUGAUGAAAUACCCAAGAAAAAGAAGAAAAAGGGAGCCCAGGCUGAGGAAGAGAUUGAGAUCGGCACCAUCAGUCCUUUCCCGCUGUCGACCCAUCCCUCGGACGUUUUGGACAUGCCCGUUGAUCCCAACGAGCCGACGUACUGCUUGUGUAAUCAGGUGUCGUACGGGGAGAUGAUUGGCUGUGAUAACCUGGAUUGCCCCAUCGAGUGGUUCCACUUUGCCUGCGUCCAGCUCAAGACCAAACCCAAAGGGAAGUGGUACUGCCCUCGGUGUCAGGAGGAGAGGAAGAAGAAAUAGCACACCCCGUCUGCUCUCUGGUCAUCGAUAUAAUAUCCACGUUCCGGAACGCUGCGUUCUGUAUAUAGACACUGUAUAUUUAUCUGUACAGGCCUCGAGGACUGGCUCUUGCGGUGUAGCCAUUAAGGUGGCUCACUGUCGUACCCAGAACACCCCGAGUUCAAUUCCUGAGUGGGGGGAAAUUUUUAUCAAACAACUCAGUCUUUCUGCUGGUGUGUUGUGUAUCCCUCUUGGCCCAGGUCGGCCCUGACAAACAGGGUACGAAGCCUACUUCCUAAAUGAACUAAAUGGUGUCGAUCAAGGCGUAAAAGCAUGUGUACAUUAAAAUUUUCAGUGCGUUUAAGGCUUGGGGGGGGGGGGGGGGGUUAAUUGAAAUGUUUGUGACUUGUGUGUGCCAGCACACCGAGGCUAUAACAGCCAGGGAUGUCAAAUCUCAGGGUUUUUUUCAUACACUUGCAAAGGAAAAUGGAGAGGUAAGAGAGAUGUUUUUGUGUGCACAUUUAAAAACUUAACAUGGUUCAUUUUAGGUGAUAUGUUAUGCUCCGCUCAUUUUCAGGUGGGGUUUUUUUUUUUUUCAAAAAUAAUUUGACAUCCAGGAACAACUCUAAGUCAUUCCGGGUGCAUGUUUGUCUGAGUGUGAGGGUCUCUAUUUAAGGGUGAGGGGAUGGGGGCGUUGUUUGCAAUUUUACUCCAUGGGUGUGUGCGUGUACUGUUGUAAGUGGUGUGGUACGUUAAGGCCUUUAUGUCAUGUUUAUGUGAGAACUGUUUGAAUGUACGCCCAUCCCCCACAACUCUUACUCAUGAAAAGUAACCAGACAGACUGAAGUGGAUUGUUGCGACACCAACAUAUGCGGCAGUUGUUGUGAUUUGGAACAAUACGAGUGUGAAAGUUAUUUGUUUCCGCGUAGGGCCACUUCUGUGGAAGUGAUGUCUGGUACGUGCUGCAGGGUGUGAGAGCGACAGUUGAAUCAGUAUUACGUUGUGAAGAGAGGAACCUGUAAAUUGGUUCCGUUGUUUUAAAUGAGAUUUUGGUGGUUUUAUGGGCCAUGGGAUGGUCGUUGUAUAUGGGCAAGAGACAGAUAUUAAUUGAAUAUAUUGUUUGUGAGCUGUUCAAAUGUACUGGGCCAAGAAAGCAAAAUUGUUGAGGAGAGAGAACUGUUUCAUUCUUUUAGCAAAUGAACUGACAUGAUGGAAAUUUUUUUAAUUGCUCUUUUUAAUGCAUGUCUUUAAAAUUUGAAUUUCGACAAAAUAUUUCUCAUGCAAAUGCAAUCAAUGAAGGAUUCAGGUUAAGAAACAGCAAAAGAAAAUUCAAAAUUUUGUGCCUAGUACACGGGAACAGCUUGCUGACGGUGUGGAAUAUUUUGUACAAAGUUGUAUACAGUGUACAGAAAAAAGAUGUUUUAACUCAACACAAUGUGAUCUUACCGUUUGUCUCAAAAGCGUACGCAUCUAUCAUUGGUAUUAUUAUGCUGUGUUAUACUGUCACUCAGCCGUGUACCCUGAAGAAAUAGAUUUUGUAAAAAAAAUUUUUGGGGCAUUGUUCUGAAACCAUUGCCGAGGUGUAGGAGGAUGUGGGCCCUUUAUAACAACCAGGAGUCAGAAUGUUACUAUAAACAGUAUAACGUCUCUGUGGGCCAGCUUUGGUGUCUUCUCUCGUCUUCUUAAUCAGAAGCUUAUGUUUUUAAGAGGGGGGGGGGGGGUGUUGGUUUGCGUAAUGAAAAAUUUUCUAGAAACAUGGUACGUGGUUCAAGGAUAACAGCAUUGACAUUUAAUUGCCUGGCUGGUGUCUGCUGUUGCUAAUUGUGAGAAGGGCUUAGAACCUCUGGCAGUGUUUGUGGACAAAAAGGUGAUUUUAGGCGAGAUGUACGUUUUAUCUAUUUUUAGCUGUUGUAUGUGUAUAUGGUUGGUGAACGUGAGAUCGGAGCUGUAGUCCGGAUGAUUUUUUGAGGCAUAUAUGUGUGUGUGCAUGUUUGCACCUGUGUGUGUGUGUGAGUGCGCACUCGUUUGCGUCUGUGUGAGUGUGUGUCUUGGUACAAUGGUCCCCGGCUAGAACAAGGCUGACUUGAUAUCGCUGUUACAGCCGAAGCCUAUUAUUAUUAUAAUGCGAUAAUCAAGUUUAUAAUGUAAUUGAUGAUUAACCUAUGAGAUCACUUUUAUUUCAUGGAUUACCCACAACCAAUUUGUCGGUUAUUGCUGCUUUCUUCUCCAGCGAGAAAUUAUUUUUUCCUCAUCUUCAUCUUCGUUUUUCUAGCAUCUUCCUAUGGAAGAUCUGUUUUACUGUAGAUUUUUUUAAAGACAUGGGAUUUGGGGAUUUUUUUCUGAGCCUGCUGGAAUUGUGGAAUCCUGUUCUAACUGACACUGUUAUACUUAUAAAUAUAUAAGUGGGGCCCUCUGUAACUGAGAGACAGAAGAGUGAUAAAACUGGCGACAGUUCACAGAUCUUGUUGUGACUGCUAAAUUUGUGUACUCAUUUGUACCGCUUUUCUUUCCCUCAGUUGUUUCAGCCUGUCUGUCUGUCUGUCUGUUUUUACUUAUUUCCAUGCACUAAAUAACCAUUAUUGUGUCGGUGUGCUUCUCUUAACUGCAGCUGAAAAAAUUGUCAGGGGAAGAAAUAUGUUUUCUUUGUUGUAUAAAUUGAAGAAAUA